AUGGCCGCUGUCGUCGACACCUCGUCUUCCCCGGUCUCCGGCGACCAACGCCCGAGUAGCCUCGCGGCGGAUUCCCUACCACUCAUUGACCUCCGCCUUCUCUCUCAAUCGGAGCUACUCUCCCUCUCCGUUUGCUCCUCUUCCUUCUCCUCCGUCCACAAUCUCCACAACGACACCGACGUUUCUACUCCCAGAAUCGAUCGCUCCGUCUUCAACGAAUCUGCGGGAAGCCGUAAACAGACAUUCUCCCGCCUCCGCCUUGCCCGUCGAGGGAGCUCGCGCCGCCCCUCUGCUUCGCCUUCUACUGCGACUCCCUUGCGUCUACGGAGCGCUGAAGUUCCGCUCGAUGAGGAGAGUCGUCUAAUCGUAUCAGGACUCAAGUCGCUGUUCGGCGUCGAGGAUUCUGGUUCUGGUCAGAGCGGAGGCGUGGAUAACCUAGUUUCGGUCCCCGUCGGCCAGCUCGAGGGAACUCUGGCUUUGCCGUCAAAUAGGACAUGCGUCGUGGAUUCCGGUUCUGGUCAGAGCGGAGGCGUGGAUAACCUAGUUUCGGUCUCCGUCCGCCAGCACGAGGGAACUCUGGCUUUGCCGUCAAUUAGGAAAGGCGUCGUGGAUUCUGGUUCUGGUCAGAGCGGAGGCAUGGAUAACCUAGUUUCGGUCCCCGUCGGCCAGCACGAGGGACUUCUGGCUUUGCCGUCAAAUAUGACAGGCGAACUAGAAAUUGAACUUAUGAACAUCCCUAGUUCUAGUCGCAGUCGAGACAUUGAACAGCCGGUGGUUGUACUGGCUAUUUCUGCAGAUCCCGUUCCUAGUCCAAAGAAGCGGAAGCGAGGUAGGCCGAGCAAAACCAACAUUAAUCUCCAUGCUAAUCCUUGUAGUAUGGUAAACAAUGUGGUGUCUCACGCGGAGAAUAGGAUUGUUCUUGUGCCUGACGGUGUGGAGAAUAAUAGACUCGAAGAGAAUACGGGAAUAAUGAAUGUAGGAGAGAAUGCGAUUGAAUUAGCUAUGGUUGCAACCACUGAUGAUCCAUAUGGAGAUAGGUUAAGGAACAACACUGCGGGAAUGCGGACAAAGGAAGAGGUGUUGGAUUUUUUGCAGGGAAUUCAAGGGGAAUGGGUGACUAGCAAGAGAAAGAGGAAGAUUGUAGAUGCCAGUGCCUUUGGGGAUAUAUUGCCUAGUGGUUGGAAGCUCUUGAUUCGUGUCACAAGGAGAAGGAAGAAUGUCUGGUUGGAUUGUGCAAGAUACAUAAGCCCUAAUGGGCAGCAGUUUGUGUCCUUCAAGGAAGUUGGGUCAUAUUUACAUUCCGCUUCUGGACUCCAAGAUGCAACCCUGUCAAAUUUUGGUGUUGUUGAUGGAAAUGUCCGAGUAACUUCUCAAUAUUCUGCAGAAAAUAUGUUUACGGAUGACAAUAAUGGAUGCGAGUGCCCUUCAACAUGGUCUGUUUCUCCAACCCGGCCCAUUGAACCCAAGGAGGAUACCUACGCAAUAGAGAUGGGGAGCCUUGAUGAGCUCCAGAUUGAGAAAAGUUACAAAUGUCAUAAAUGCAGAAUGGCUUUCCACCAACAAGAUGAAUUGCUCGAACACUUGGUAACAUCUCAUCGUCGCACUCCAAAGAGGAUUAGAUAUGGAACAACGACGAAUGAGGAAGCCAUAAUCAAAGAUGGAAAAUACGAGUGCCAAUUAUGUCCCAAGACUUUUGAUGAAAGGCAUCGCUUCAAUGGUCACUUUGGAAAUCACAUAAAAGACUAUUUGAAGAGAAUUCAAGCUUCAUUGGGAAAGGGGACAUUUCAAAAGGGUGUGGUAUUAUCCCCAUCAUCAGUUGCCAGCCCAUUGCCAACCUCAAAUAUUAAUGCUAUACCUACUCGUGAUGAUGCUCUGUCCGAAGGUGUGAAGCUUCAUGGUUCUAUUAGAUUUGACAUGGCCAAAAGAGCUUCCGGUGCCGCAACCAAUGAAGCAAUCAUACAUGGGGUUCCAUGCGCAACAAAAGCGAAUGAUUAUGUUGCAAAUUAUAAUUGUAAGCAGGAUCAAGUUAGCACGACAUGCCUUGAUGAAGUUGGGAGGGCAAAGGAAAGAAAUGGAAUUGGUUAUACUGUUAAUAGUCCCCCUUCUGUUGUCGCUCCAAUUUUACCAGAUACGAAUAAGAAUAAUGCCAUUUGUGGAUCAUCUAAUGGGGCAGAGACUUGCAAAGGUGCUUCUGACGACAUUGAUUCCCUUGCUGGGCAGGAAAUCUUUUCUCAGGAUGCUUCAUUUGCUGCCUCUUCUGAACAUAAUAGGCAUGAGACAUGUAAUGCCGGCACACCAAUGAAUCAGGAUGAGCCGAACAGAAGUCUUUUUAGUCGCUCUCUUGUUCUUGAUAAUGAGAAGAUAAUUGGUGGUCAAAACGUUGAAAAUGGGAAUAUAUCGAGUACUAUAGUAGAAGACUCUACAAUCAAGAGCGCCGAUCCAGCAGAGGAAGAGGUUCCAGUUGCUGCACAUGUCUUUGAUUGCAGAAUAGAGGCAGAUGCUACUACUAACAUCCCAGAGCAGACUGUUGAGUGUUGUUUGCCUGCUCCAUUUGUCAGUGAUGAGAAACAUGGUGUUGUAAAUAGUGCAGAUGGGAUUCUGACUCCAACAAUAGUGGGCACUGUGGAAGCAAAAGGUUAUGAAGAGGAUUCAUGUUUAACUCAAGAUCAGAUAACACUUGGUCUGACCAGUAGUGCGAAAAGUCUGCCAGGUAGCUUGGAAACUAGGCCCCCAACUGAUGUAGCAGAAAAAUCAAGGAACAAUUAUAUAACAGUUGAUAGACACAGUGGGCAUUCUUUGCCUUCUGAUGAUACUGUUAGCAAUGAACAAAAUGGGCGAUAUGGAAGCCAUCUGGGCAAACCAUCAAAUGACCAUAUGUUCUAUGUUGUCCGUGAUAUAAAAGAGAACCCCAGAUCCAGUAUAUGUAGACUUCCGGAAGAGAAGGAAGCUGAUGAUGACUGCCAGCUAGCUCUAUCUUGUAGUGAGCAUUUUAGUGGUUUGAAAGCCGAUGUGGCUAAGGUAUCUAGUGGAGAAGGAGAAACUCUGAAAUGUGAUAAAGCGGUAUUUUCAGAAAGGAAUUAUUUUGGCUUCGACACCGCUCUACCCUUGGGUUAUCUUGGCAAUGUAGAGGAGGAAAGAAGUUCCACCAGUUUGUCACAUAUGUCUUCUGCACAUAGACAGUCGUAUACCUUAGAGUGUCAAGCAGGUUAUAAUAUGCAAGCCCAUGGUGAUGUCAACCAGGUUAAUCAGAUCUCAAGUAUCUCAGUGGAUAGCAGAAAUAAUGAUGCUAAUAGUUCAUAUAAGGGUGAUCAAAGCAUCUACUAUGGCCAUGCCUGUGCUACUCAGAAUAGUCUUACUAUGAGAAAUAAUGAGCAGGAAACGUUUCCUGCAGUUAUAAUAGGUCAGGAUAGGUGUUCUAUGGAUGAAUACCCGCGGUCAAAUGAUGGUUCUGUGGAGAAUUUUCUGCCUUUUCCAUUCAAUGGUCAAGUGCGAAGCUUUGGGAAUGACCUAAACAGGGCUUUUCCUCAAAGUGAAUUUUUCGGAAAUUCGAGGAAGAAAGGGAUGGAGUCCUGUUUUAAUGGUGAUGCACAAACCAAUAGAAGUACUGCUACAAGGGAGUUCAUGUGGAGAACUGAUGAAGAGAGCAACCUGCUUGGUGGUUUUGCUGAUACUCCAUCUCAACCUGUGCUGUCAUCAAAUUCUCUUCCUCCAUAUGAUUUGGUUCAGAGAAAGGGUGGAAGUGAUCUCUUUGGCUUCAAAUUUGGUGGCAGCGUUUCUGGUUCACCAGGGCUGAGAUUGGGCAACAUGGAUAACCCAGGAUUUGGUUUCCGAGAUUCUCAAAGGACCUCUCAUUCAGAGGAUCCCAAGAUUUUAUCCUAUGCGAAAAUGGUGAACCAAGAGUUGGAUUCAUCACCCAUUUGGGCUGGGAAAGAGGCUCUGCCUCUGUUGCCAAAAAUGGGAACCCGGCACGACCUUCCUAUUGUGUGCAUUUCUUGUAGAAAGAUGUUUCAUUACAGUGCUCCUGAUUCUAGAUCGGGAUUUGGCACGGAUGGUUUUAUAUGCGCAGUCUGUAAUGCCAAGUUCCCCGGGAGACUAAGUUUACAGUAG
This is a messenger RNA of Linum trigynum, 4107 nucleotides long. The record is from the annotation of a GenBank genome assembly. Lineage: Eukaryota; Viridiplantae; Streptophyta; Magnoliopsida; Malpighiales; Linaceae.